UUGAAGUGUCUCCGGUUCGCCUGAAUUGGCGUACGGUAACCUGGGCUGUAAGGUGAACCUUCGACUGGCAGCCUUAUGUCUUUGGCGGCGUACAGCUGCACUUUGCGCUUGUCUUCAUCACGCAGCUAAUUAUGAGCCUUUUCAAACCGCAGCACUAGCAGCAGCGCACGCAGCAUCUCACCGAGAGCCAUGACUCUGAGCUCCGAGAUGUCGGACGCGUGUGCGCUCUCGGAAGAGCCGGACAUCGAUGUGGUGGGCGAAGGAGACGACGACGACGUCGACGCACCCGCGCGCUCGUGCGUCUAUGACGACGACGAAUUUCCGCGCGCUCGCAAUGAGCUUUUCCUCGACGCCUCGCCUCCGUGCGCUGACUCUGUUCACAGUGCCGCCGGUUCGGGGGCGCGCGACGCGUACAAACCGGCGAGCAAAAACGCUCUGGUCAAGCCGCCAUAUUCGUACAUCGCACUCAUCACCAUGGCCAUUCUUCAGAGUCCCAAGAAGCGGCUGACGCUCAGUGAGAUCUGCGACUUCAUCAGCAGCCGCUUUCCGUACUACCGUGAGAAGUUUCCCGCGUGGCAGAAUUCGAUCCGCCACAAUCUGUCACUCAACGACUGUUUCGUCAAGAUCCCCCGCGAGCCUGGCAACCCGGGGAAAGGUAACUACUGGACGCUGGACCCGGAGUCGGCCGACAUGUUUGACAACGGCAGCUUCCUGCGCCGGCGAAAGCGCUUUAAGCGCCAGCAGGCACCUGAGCUCCUCCGGGAACAUGGCACUUUUGUCCCUGCAUACGGCUACGGAGCUUAUGGUUGUGGAUACGGCCUUCAACUGCACGCGGCAUAUCACACGCAUUCCACGCUCUUUACCUUCCAACAGCAACAACAGGCGCCUCCGUCUUCAAGGCACACCGGAACUCUGAUCCCAGCGCCUUCCCUUAUGCCAAACACAGCUGAACUCGCCCGUUCCCGUUUCUAUCCACCGUUGAGUCCAGGGAUUUCCUCCUCGGUACAGACUGCGACCAAAUCCCCGGUACACCGCUCACCAUUCUCCAUUGAAAGCCUCAUAGGGAGUGCUGGGAGCCCGGCACAUGCGCAUUGCGCUUCACGGACUCCGCCGGCGCCUUUCGGACAGACUGGAGCAGCAGCCGAAAAGUUUCCCACACGGAUUGUCAGUGGCACAAGCGGCUGUUAAUUUCUUUAUUGAAGUUUUUUAAAAAGAUAAUAAUAAUAAGCGAUACACACAAAAGCUCCUGUUUUUAAGGUAGGAUUGGUUUUUAUUUGACUUUUUGUUAAACGCAGCCGAAUGAUAGACAUAAAGUGCCCCUUGUGCCUAUAUAUAUAUAUAUAUAUAU
Molecule: messenger RNA, 1348 nt
Organism: Tachysurus fulvidraco (yellow catfish)
Lineage: Eukaryota; Metazoa; Chordata; Actinopteri; Siluriformes; Bagridae
Gene: foxd1
Product: forkhead box D1
Exons: 1
Coding region: 190-1188 (332 amino acids)
Biological process (GO): anatomical structure morphogenesis; cell differentiation; regulation of transcription by RNA polymerase II
Molecular function (GO): DNA-binding transcription factor activity, RNA polymerase II-specific; RNA polymerase II cis-regulatory region sequence-specific DNA binding
Source: RefSeq, a predicted model, not a curated record